This is a messenger RNA of Gastrolobium bilobum, 2787 nucleotides long. RefSeq lists its product as uncharacterized. The record is from RefSeq and is a predicted model, not a curated record. The transcript has a single exon. NCBI's taxonomy places the organism in Eukaryota, Viridiplantae, Streptophyta, Magnoliopsida, Fabales, Fabaceae. The coding region runs from base 1 to 2787 and encodes 928 amino acids.
AUGAUACAGCUGCUGCAAUCUGUGACUCAAUACCAUGGAUUACCGAAGGAAGAUCCCCACAAGCAUAUUACAAAAUUUAUGAAAAUCUCUGAUACCUUUUCUGUUCAUGGAGUAUCCACAGAUGCUAUGAGGAUGAGGCUUUUCCCUUUUUCUCUAGCUGGGGCAGCAGAAAAAUGGGUAGAAGAUUUGCCUGCACAGUCCAUCACCACGUGGAAGGAGCUUGGAGAAGCCUUCCUUAUGCGGUUUUUCCCAUCCACAAAGGUGUGUGAUUUGAGGGAUGACAUCACAGGGUUUAGACAGUAUGUUGAUGAGUCAAUCCAUGAGAGCUGGACUAGAUUUAAGGGGCUGAUUAAAAAGUGUCCUACACAUGGUCUUGCUAAGUGGGCUACCAUUCAUAUUUUCUAUAGAGGAUUAAGUCACCAAGGCAAAACUCACUUGGAUGCUACUGCCAAUGGAAUGUUUCUGUUAAAAAGGUAUCCAGAGGCUUUUGAGACUCUUGAGUUAAUAAGCCAAAACAGUUGCCAAUGGCCUGAACAAAGAGAUGAAGCUCCAAAGAAGGCAGCUGGACUUUAUGAAGUGAAUGAAAUCACUUCCAUGGCAGCUGAGAUGGCAGCACUGCAUAACACUGUUAAGGUUUUAGUCAAGCAAAUGGCUGAAACCAAACAGCAACCACCUGCUCAAGUGGCUGCAACCACACCAAUCUGCUCACUUUGCCAUGGUCCCCAUUUUUUUGAAGAAUGCCCAAGCAACCCCUCUUCAGCCUUCUAUGUUGGUGACUACAACAAUAGAGGGAACUUUAACCAAGGCAGAUGGCAGCAACAAGGUGGAAAUUUUGGGCAGAAUCAGGGCCAAAAUUACCAUCAAAAUGUUGGGAAUAGAAAUCAGAAUCAGUCCUUCCAAGGAGGGAAGCAACCAUAUCAACCAAAAGUCCCAUUUCCACCCAGUUUCAACUCACAAAUGCCUUCAGAUCAGCAAAGGCAGCCUAAUGGAGAAAUUCAGCCUCUUCCUAAUGAUCAGUGGUCAAACCGGAUUCUGCAAAAUUAUGAGACCAUGCUUCAAAGUCAUGGAGCAAUCUUAAAAAGCUUAGAGACACAAAUGGGGCAGAUUGCAUCCUCUCUUAGCAAUAGACCGGUGGGAACUCUUCCUAGUGAUACUGAAGCACCAAGGAAAGAGGGAAAGGAAUUUUGUAAGGCUCUCCAUUUGAGAAAUGGAAGAGAGGUUGAACAACCAGAGCAUGUUAUUAGGCUUUCUACCUUGAGGAAGUUAGCAGAAAAAAAUGCUCAACCAAUUGAAGAGGAAGAACCUAAUGUAAUUGAAGUGCAAGAUUCAGAAAACAACAAGGUGCAAGGUGAUUCUAGCAAAACAGAAAAAUCAGCACCUAAACCAAAGGAGCCAGCCAAACCUAUGCAGCAAAAUGAAGGCAUUUCACCAAGAUCAAGGGCAAGGCAGAUUCCAUUUCCACAAAGGCUUCAAAAACAGAACCAGGAGCAGCACUUUAAGAGGUUCUUAGACAUCCUCAAGCAACUCCAGAUCAACAUUCCAUUUGUGGAGGCCCUUCAACACAUGCCAAGCUCCAUCAAAUUCAUGAAGGACAUCCUAUCAAGGAAGAGGAGAAUAGAAGAGUUUGAAAUAGUGGCACUUACCAAAGAAUGCAGCAGCAUUGUCUCUACAAAAGUACCUCCUAAAAUGGAGGAUCCAGGUUCUUUUACUAUUCCAUGUGUUAUAGGAGAUAGGUAUAUUAGUAGAGCUUUAUGUGAUUUAGGCUCUAGCAUUAAUUUGAUGCCUGCUUCUAUUUUUAAGCAAUUAGGAAUAAAAUCUGCACCCACAACAUUAACUCUCCAAUUAGCUGAUAGGUCUAUUGUAUACCCUGAAGGAAAAGUGGAAAAUAUUUCGGUAAAAGUGGAAAAAUUUAUUUUUCCAGCUGACUUCAUAAUCCUUGAUUGUGAAGUUGAUGAAAAUAUUCCUAUUAUAGUAGGAAGACCAAUUUUAGCUACAGGGGGUGCAAUGAUAGAUGUUAAAAAAGGAGAGUUAACAAUGAGGGUAAAUGAUGACAUUAUAACCUUUAGUGUUUUUAAAGCCAUGAAAUAUGUGGAUGAUGAUGUUGAUGAUUGUUCUGCCAUAUCUAUCAUUGAUCACUUGGUUGCUGCCCAUGUUAAAGAAAAUUUUGAAAUAAAUGCAUCUGCAUGUGAAUCUGCCAUUUUUGAAAUUAAUGAGAAUAAUGCAUCUGAUCAUGAUCAUGCAUGUACAUUGAAGUCUUAUCCUACUAAGUUCUUUGGUGAUAAACAUUUUGAGUCCCUUGGACUUCAUGAGAGAAUCACCAAACCUCUUAAACCUUCCAUUUUGGAACCACCUGAAGUGGAGUUGAAAGAACUCCCAACUCACCUUAAAUAUGCAUUUCUAGGAAGAGAUAAUACCCUCCCUGUAAUUGUAGCUGCUGCCCUAAAAAAUAAUGAGGAAAAUCAGCUCCUAAAGGUGCUUAAAAAUCACAAGAAAGCCAUUGGUUGGACCAUGGCUGAUAUUAGAGGCCUUAGCCCUUCUUUUUGUAUGCAUAGGAUAAGGCUAGUUGAUGAAAAUGCCAGUUCUAUUGAGCCUCAAAGAAAGCUCAAUCUAACCAUGAAAGAAGUGGUCAAAAAGAAAAUAAUCAAUUGGUUGGAUACAGGACAAAUUAUUCUGAAUUUCAAGAUAAGAAUCAAAUUGUUUCCAAUCAAGUUUAGAUGGCUGAAGCAUUACUGGACAAGGGAUGUGAAUAAAGAGAAGAUUUUCAUUUCUUUAUUAGAUGUUGGAUGA